AUGCCCAUACCCCUUCUUCACUUUCCGUAUGUAGUCCAAAAGGAAAUUUUCAAAUCAAUGGAAUACUGCGAAAUGUUUCUAAUGUCACUCUGCUCAAAACGAAUGAAAAAUUGUGUGAUUCAAGCAAAAGUGAAAAUAGCCAAGAUAUGGUACGGUGUGUAUCCAGACAUGAAGCUAAUUGGAAUUCAAGAUUGUGGGAUCCCUGCAGAUAUGCAUAUCGCAUUUGAUGACCAGUCAGAGCCGAGUGGAGUGGAACCAAUGAAAAUGAAUAUUGGAGACAAUUUCAAAACACUUGGAAUAGUCAAAACAAAGUUGACCAGAUUGAAACAAGAAUACUGUUUGAUAAGUGUGCCAAAGCUUGAUGCAAAAGUGACAAAGUCAUUACAUGAGCAUGUUAAACAGUUAUUUCGGUAUACAGUACCAUGCGGAAUAGAAAUACAUAUGAACUCACUCACUGAAGAACUUCCAAUAUAUGAGAACGUGAGCAAGAUACUUGUGAAAGGAAAAUCAAUACUAGAUCUGAACGAUUUGGACACCUUUAUGAGUCAGUAUUAUCCGAAUUUAACUACUUUACUAAUUUGUUCACCAAUUAAUGAAGAAGCUACAUCAAAGUUACUCGAAAUUGGAAGGGUUCAUUUAUCCUAUUCCGGCAAGUGUGGAAUAACCUUCCUGUCAAAGUUCAAUGGUAAAAAAAUCAAUUUAUGGGGAGCUGUUGUAACAGAGAAGAUGCUCAAUGAGUUUAUAAGAAAAUGGAUGAAAAGUGACGGAUAUCAGAAUUUAGAAUUUGUCAAUAUAAAAUUGUCCCCUGAAUGUGUUCUUAAUAGAGAUCAUGUAAUCGAUCAGUUGGAAAUAGAGGAAUUCGAUGAAAUGAAACGGCCAGGAUGGUAUCAGUCGGAAUUUCGAUUGUUCAUGAUGAAAACUAAUCGGUUCGAUUUCAGUGGAAACGACUGUUUUGAUGUCAUUAGAGAAAGUGAUGGAAAGAGAGCAUCAGUUCUCUCAACUCCUAGUUCCUUCACAUUUUUGGUCUGGAAUUGA
Caenorhabditis remanei is the source of this 1035-nucleotide messenger RNA. RefSeq lists its product as uncharacterized. Bases 1 to 1035 code for a protein of 344 amino acids. The transcript has 3 exons. Lineage: Eukaryota; Metazoa; Nematoda; Chromadorea; Rhabditida; Rhabditidae. Gene Ontology annotation, biological process: embryo development. The record is from RefSeq and is a predicted model, not a curated record. Gene Ontology annotation, molecular function: protein binding.